CUGUCAGAGAAGGCAGCGUCGGCAAAUCAAUGGCUGCUACACGCGUCCCUCCUGCCUCUAUCUGUGGAUAUUUUCAUCUGGCCGUUGAUGUUGUCAGUGUGAUGGCACAUCUGUCUGGUCUGGUCUCUGCGUAACCUUUUCAUCUGCUCUGGGCUACCAGGGACCAGGAGGGGAUCCUUCACCAGCAGGACGCAUAGGAACUACAGCACUCUAGAUCCAUGUGAAUGACCACUGCAUGGUGAACUUCUGGUGAAUAGUUGUUAGAAUGUCUUGGUCAUGGUUGAUGGACAGGUCGCAGUGAUCUAAAUACUGCCUCUUCAUUGUGUCAUAUUGGAGUGUUUUAUAGCUUCUGAUCUUCCAACACCAGAAGGCAACAGGAACAGGUUGUGGUGCUUUAGGAUUGUAAAGAGGAGAGAUUGACCUGUGAUUUUGAGAGGAUGAUAAAAUAAGGAGAGAAAGGGUUGGAGGAUGACAGGAUCCAGACACCGGAUAUUCACGCACACUGAGGAGAAGAGCAGUCUGGGUCACACAGUCAAAAAGAACGUCAGAGUCUUCCACUUCCUUUAGCCGACAUGAGGAAACUUAACCCUAAACCCUUAGAUGUUCCUCAACACUUUCCUGAGGCUUGCUGAUCCUGAAGUGUGUUGUUGUUGUUUUGUUGUGUGCUGACUGAGAUAUUGGAGAGGAGCCAUAGCCAGCGGAACCGUACGGAUAUCCUCCUCAGGCGACACAGUGGACCCAGGCAGGAUGGGACUACGGCCCAGAGCCAGAUCAGGUGGAGAAAUAAACAGGCUGGGACCCAGAGGAACCCCCACAGGGUUGAGGCUGGGACCCAGAGGAACCCCCACAGGGCUGAGGCUGGGACCCAGAGGAACCCCCACAGGGCUGAGGCUGGGACCCAGAGGAACCCCCACAGGGUUGAGGCUGGGACCCAGAGGUACCCCCACAGGGCUGAGGCUGGGACCCAGAGGAACCCCCACAGGGCUGAGGCUGGGCCUGUGGAUCCUGUGUUUCAGCUGGUUCUGCUUCACUGCUCACGCUCAGAUGAAGAUACCGCCUGAGACGGUCCAGUUUUGGGCUAAUAUCCUUUCAGUGCAACUACGCGAGACUACCACAAGAUACUCUGGAGCUAACAUUCUACAAAAGAAACUCAAAGAUGUGGAAUCCAUUAUUAAGAUAGUGGACAUCGAUGGGAGAGAUCAAGUGAGGGACUUUGCAGAGGACAUGGAGAGAAUGCUGGGGUCCAAGAUGAAGUCAGUUAAGAGGUUGGCUGAGUCUGCGGAGGAUGCAGAUUUGUACCACGACUUCAACAAAACGCUAGAGUUUGACUACUAUAACUCCAUGCUGGUGAACACAGCAGAUGAAGAUGGUAACUUCAUAGAGCUGGGUGGUGAGUUUCCUCUGGAGAAGAAUAAGCAUUUCAACAACCUGCCAGUCAACACACAGCAGAGUGACGUACAGGUUCCAACUAAUGUCUACAACAAAGAUGCCUACAUCCUCAAUGGAAUCUACUGGUCGGAGGCUCUGAAUGAUGUGUUCAUGAACAACUUCCAGAAAGACCCCACCCUCACCUGGCAGUACUUUGGCAGCUCCUCGGGAUUCUUCAGAAUCUACCCUGGUAUCAAAUGGACUCCAGAUUCGAAUGGUGUGGCUGCGUUUGAUUGCAGGAACCGUAACUGGUAUAUCCAGGCUGCCACCUCACCAAAGGACAUUAUUAUCGUGGUGGACAUCAGUGGCAGUAUGAAGGGUCUGAAGAUGACCAUCGCCAAGCACACCAUCAACACCAUCCUGGACACACUGGGGGAGAACGACUUUGUCAACGUCAUCGCUUACACUGACUACGUGCGCUACGUAGAGCCAUGCUUCAAAGGCACCCUGGUGCAGGCUGACUUGGACAACCGCGAGCAUUUUAAGGUGCUAGUGGAUGAGCUUCACGUGAAGGGAGAGGGAAAAGUUGCAAAGGCCAUGAAAGAAUCCUUCAAAAUCCUGAAUGAGGCUGCGACCAAGGGCCAGGGCAGCCUGUGUAACCAGGCCAUCAUGCUGAUCACAGAUGGAGCCAUGGAGGAUUUCAAAGACGUGUUUGAAGAGUUCAACUGGCCUGAUCGCAGGGUGCGCCUCUUCACUUACCUUAUUGGCAGAGAGAUGACCUUUGCGGACAACACCAAGUGGAUCGCCUGCAACAACAAGGGUUACUACACACACAUCUCCACUCUGGCUGACGUGCAGGAGAAUGUCAUGGAGUACCUUCACGUCCUGAGCCGACCAAUGGUCAUCAAUCACAAUCAUGACAUCAUCUGGACCGAGGCUUACAUGGACACUGUGCUACCCAAUACGAAGGAGCUCUUCGCCACAAAGGCUCAAAGUUUACUUCUCAUGACCACAGUGGCAAUGCCUGUCUUCAGCAAGAAGAAAGAGACGCUGAGCCAUGGGAUCCUGCUGGGGGUGGUGGGUUCUGACAUCCCCCUGUUGGAGGUAAUGAAGCUGGCUCCCAGAUAUAGGCUGGGCCCCCAUGGUUACGCUUUCCUCAUCACCAACAACGGGUACAUCCUGGCACACCCUGACCUACGACCUCUGUACAAAGAAGGUAAGACGCUGAAGCCCAAGCCUAACUACAACAGUGUGGACCUGGCUGAGGUGGAGUGGGAGGACAUAGAUGAGAUACUAAGGACAGCCAUGGUGAAAGGGGAGAUGGGCACUCUGUCUUUAAACGUGAGAGCAUCAGUGGACAAAGCGAAAAGGCCUUUGUUCUUAACAAAUGACUAUUUCUACACAACCAUCAACGACACCCCAUUCAGUUUUGGUAUGGUUCUGACAAGGGGUCACGGACAGCUGAUGUUCAUGGGGACAGUCUCUGUGGAAGAGGGCCUGCAUGACCUGACGUCCCCUGAUCUAUCCAUAUCCAAUGAGUGGACGUAUUGUGAGACAGACAUUGAUCCUCACCACCGCAAAUACUCUCAGCUUCAGGCUGUCAUUCGCUACCUGCAGGGGAAGGAGCCUGACCUGGAGUGUGACGAGGUGCUGCUGCAGCAGACUCUGUUUGAUGCCGUAGUGACAGCCCCCUUAGAAUCCUACUGGCAGGCCAUCAUGCUCAAUGCAUCUGGGAUGGAGAUGGGUGUGGAGACAGCCUUUCUGGGAACCCGCUCUGGCCUUAUCCGGCUUACCAGAUACACUGGCAUAGAGACCAGGGUCGCCAAAAAGUUCUUGACUCCAGCUGAUAAGGACAACCUGUUUACCGUGGACCAUUUCCCCCUGUGGUAUCGCCUGGCCAUGGAGAACCCCCCUGGACGCUUCAUCUACUACAUCCCUGUGGAGGACAAAGACAACAGAGACAAGACAGGGGUGUCAAAGUAUGUCAUAGCCACCACAGCUGUGACUGUGUCAUCGGGAGGCAAGAUGGCCAUGGCUGGAGCCAUUGGGGUGCAGAUGUCCUUGGAGAUGCUGGAGAAGAGGCUAUGGACCAUUGCCUUUCAGCCCGCUGACACAGACUGUACUGACGUGGAAGGUGUCUGCCCUCUCAGCUGCCAGAGCACUGAUGUCAACUGUUUCCUUGUGGACAGCAACGGCUUCAUCAUAGUCUCGAAAGAGAGGUCAGAGGUCGGACGUUUCUUUGGGGAAGUGGACGGGUCUGUGAUGGCAGCGUUGAUUAAGUCGGGCAUGUACAAGAAGGUGUCGUUGUAUGACUACCAGGGAAUGUGCAGAUCAGGACACAGUCAUUCCAGUAGUGCUCGCCCUCUGCUCAGCCCUUUCUAUGGCCUUGCUGCAGUGAUUAAAUGGUUCUUCUCUCACAUGUUGAUGUUCUUACUGGAGUUCAACUUCUGUGGGCUGUGGCACUCGGAUUACGUUGUAGACGCCAAGGCUGGCUACCAUACAUCCCAUAAAGCAAAGAGGACGGACGCAUUGCAGCCCUGUGACACAGAGUACCCUGGCUUCAUGUUAGACAACUCCAUCAAAGAGACCAACAGCCUCCUCAAAUGUGGACGCUGUCAGAAGAUGUUUGUGGUGCAGGCAGUCCCUGACAGUAACCUGGUGUUGAUGGUGGUUCAGGCGGACUGUGACUGCUCCCGGCAGUACUCCUCCAUCACCCUGGAGCCCAAAGAGGUCAAAUACAACGCAUCAGUCAAGUGUAACAGGAUGAAAUCUCAGAAAGUCCGGCGGCGCCCAAAGUCCUGCCAUGCCUACCAUCCUAAGGAAAAUGCCAAGGACUGUGGAGGAGCGUCAGAGAUCAGCCUAUCGGUGGCGCUCUUCUUGGCUUCUCUGGCUACCUCAUUGGCCCUGCGCAGAUGGACUUAACCAGGCUCCAUCUCUCUUAUGUCCAUCGGAGAACUACAGGCCAUGAGAAUGUAGACUAAACAAUCUUAACAUUCCGUUUUUGUACUUUUUCUAAAAGAACCUAUAACUACGUCAGUAACCCACUAACACAGUAGUUCAAGUCAACUCUGGACUAACAAUAAAAGGGCUAUUUUCUUGUAAGACUCCUUUUCCCACACCGAUAGAGAAAGAAACUAACCAGUCCUAACAAAUGCCUCAAUUUCUUUUGUAUGAGCCAUGGGGUAUGAGUUUGUGGACAUGUGAAUCGAAGGGAGAGACUGUUAUUUUCAUGGAGACACUGAUAUGGUAGAACGAUUUCAGCCCUCUACUGGGCAAUCCAUCUUAGUGCAGACUGAAGGACAACCACCCUGACAACCUCACUCAGCUGGAUAACUGUUGCCAUAAUAUGUCCAUCAACAGGAAAAUAGAAACAUUUUCUCAUAUCUCAUUUUUAUACACAGUAACAUUAAGAUGUACUGUAUUGAUACUGUUGUUUUUUUGUAUGUUGAAAUGAACUACCGUACCAAAACUUUGUGCUACAAAAGAGGUAGGAAUAUUCAUCUCUAAUUUAUAAGCAAUAAUGUAUGUCGUGACACUGGUGAUUUGAAUGGAACAUGCUGGUGACAAUUCCCGCAGAACUGAGAGGUGAGAUCUAGUGUAGUUUAUAAUUACUGGUACGCAUGAAGCUUUAUGAAAUAAUUGCCAGGGGGAGGAGACUGUUACACAUUUGAAAGUAGGUUAUUGUUGUUUAUCAGAACAUUACAUUUGUAUCUGUCUUAUUCCCAACCCCGCUGGACACAGGUCUCAAUACAAUCCGUAUCGCCGUAGUCCAGGGCAGUAGCUCCGAUUGAGCCUCCUCAAAAGGGUGAACAUUUCUUUUAAAUUGCGCUAUAGCGACACAUUAUGGCGAUACGGAUUGAAUUGAGCCCAUACUUACAUGAGAAGCUGAGAGCAGCACAGGAUCAUCCAGAGCAGCAUUAUCAAAUCAAACCCAUUUUAUUGGUCAUAAACGUGUUUAGCAGAGGUUAUUGUGGGUGUAGCGAAAUGCUUGUUUCUUGCGCCGAAAUUAGGGGUUAAGUGCCUUGCUCAAGGGCACAACAGCAGUAGAUGGCACCAGAGAUUUUGAUGCCAGCAACCCUCUGGCCCAGUUCUUCCCUGUAAAAUUACUACAAGCUCACUGUUGGUAAACAUUAUGAUGUAUUUCAAUAUGUGAAUCAUUAAAACAAUCUGCAUAUAGUAGCUAGGACCACAUGUAAAUGAGAUGCCAUAGGUGCUUUGAGACAUUGAGGAAUAUUACAAUAUAGUAUCUUUUUCAUUGUUGUCCCCUAUAAAAGCUAGACCAAUAAGAAACUGAUACAGGACAUUUUCUGUGACAUGUGCAAAUGGUUGGUGGCAGUUGGUAUACUGGAAACACCGAUACUGAGAAAAUUCACCACUGAAUUUAUUUAUCAAACAAAAACAUGUUUUAUACAUUGUAGUAUAGCCAUUGCUUUCGUACACAGAAUCUUUUUCUUUUUAAUACAAAUGGAAAAGCGCUUUCUGUCCAUCCCCAGUAACUUGAGAACAAGAGGUUGUAGUAACAGGCAAACUUACCUUCAGUGCACAAUCCAAAACACCAACUACACGCAACCACAUUUUAAACUAAAUGUAUUCAAGGUUAUUACAUCAGUAAUUCUAAACUGUUGGACAUCUUCAGUGGUGAUCAGUAGUAAUGACAGAACUACAGUAUACUGGAAAUCCUGAAAUAUCUAGGGGGGCAAUUUUCACAAACAUAUGAAAAAUGUAGUUGAAUAUAUUGCUUUAAAGUGAGGUAGCAACUUCCUGAUUCACACAGAUCACCCAAUAAAAUAAUUUGUUUACAUUUGUGUAGAGCUGUAUGCUACUAGCGAUACUGUACAUCAACAACAGCAGAUUACUGGCUCAGCAGAACAUCUAAAGCUCCGUUUAUACAUGAUUCCAACUUGCGUCCUUUGUCCUGCUCUUGUCUACAUGUGUCUAAAAAUGUGGGCUCAAUCAAAACACAUUGUGAUCCGAUUGUGAUCAGAUCAUCCUGCCCACACAUUGUGUCUGAAUAUCUUGCAAGUGUAGACAGAUCUGGACAGAGAAACUAUUUAAAAUAAGUAUUCUGCCCUCUAAGUGGCAUCAUUGACUGAGUACAUCAAUAGGUUUUACAAUAAAUAUUAUUUAGAAAGGAUAGCUGUGAAAACAUCUGCAUAAAAGUAGGAACAGGACAUCUGGUCACAAUCCAGAAACAGUGGAUGGCUAAUAGACACAUUUCUGGAAAUACGGGCACAAUCGGAAUGUAGACAAGAUCAGGAAAAAGGAACCAUGUUAGCACCAGGUAUAAACUGGGCUUAACACCACACUAUACAGUUGUAGUGUGAGGGCUUAAUCACCAAUUACCCGUGCAAGGCUGAGAGAUGGAAGAGGCAGUGCACAUUUCAACACAUCCAGGGGAG
Oncorhynchus tshawytscha (Chinook salmon) is the source of this 6767-nucleotide messenger RNA. RefSeq names its product voltage-dependent calcium channel subunit alpha-2/delta-4-like. Bases 748 to 4290 code for a protein of 1180 amino acids. Gene Ontology annotation, molecular function: voltage-gated calcium channel activity. The transcript has 37 exons. The record is from RefSeq and is a predicted model, not a curated record. Gene Ontology annotation, cellular component: voltage-gated calcium channel complex. Lineage: Eukaryota; Metazoa; Chordata; Actinopteri; Salmoniformes; Salmonidae.